AUGAUCUCAUUUGGUUCCUUCAUAUUCUCUCAUCCUCUCUACUUCUCAUACUUCAUUUUCUUCUCUCCAUAUCUUCUGAAACUUAUUUCUUUCCUCUCCCCUCUCUUCAUGACAACUUUUCUUCUUUCUCUCUCUCUCCUCACCCUAAUUCCCAGUUUUUACAAAAAUUUUGCUGCUGAAUCUUCUACAGAUGAUGAUGAACAUGAAGAAUUUCACUGCAUGGAGGAUCUUGAAGUGUAUAAAAUCGUGUUUGGGGAGUCCGAAGUCGAUGUGAAAGGAAUCCCAGUUGAAGUCUUGGAGGAAAAAUCGGAAGUGAGGUCUAGCCAUGAAGAUUCCAGCAGCAUCAGUAAAUCCGAGGCUUUCACAGGUAAUUUGGAAGAAAAUUCAGUUCUUAUGGAAAAAUUGGAGGAGAAAAGAUUAGAGGAUUUUCUAAAAGUACUAGAUGAGUUUGAAACCGAGACUUGUAAUGUGAAAGGCAAGAAAGUUGAGCCGACAUCGAGCACGAAAGCCAACGAAUUCGUCGAAAAAGAGAAGGAAAAGUCUUUGACAAGAAACGGAUCCAAGACAAUGGAUAAUGUUACUGAUGACGGAAAAGAGUACAACUCGAAGAUCAAGGCAUGUGGCCUUGAUAUCGACUAUACUGAUAAUGGUGGAGAGUACACUUCGAAAGUCAAAAGUUCCGAUGGUCAAAAUCUCGGGACUUAUGGGUCAAUGAGGAAGGAGAAAGAGUGGAAGAGGACAUUGGCAUGCAAGUUAUUUGAAGAGAGACACAAUGGAGAUGGAGGCGAAGGGAUGGACUCUUUGUGGGAGACCUAUGAAAUGGAUUCAGACAAAUCAAAGCCGAAAAGCGACCCGAAGAAGAAGAUCAAUGACAAGAACAAGAACGAGAACAAGAUCAAGAUCAAGAAUAAGAAAAGUGAAAUCCAAUUGCACGAACCAGACGAGAAUGAUAUCGAUGAUGGGCAAUUGUGUUGCUUACAAGCCCUCAAAUUCUCAGCAGGGAAGAUGAAUUUGGGAAUAGGAAGGCCUAAUGUUGUUAGGAAUAUAUCCAAAGCCAUUAAAGGAAUUGGAUGGUUGCACAAUGUGAGUAGGCAAGGAAAGAAGGUGCAUCAUAAUGGAGGAGAUAGAUACUAA
Fraxinus pennsylvanica is the source of this 1134-nucleotide messenger RNA. NCBI's taxonomy places the organism in Eukaryota, Viridiplantae, Streptophyta, Magnoliopsida, Lamiales, Oleaceae. The record is from the annotation of a GenBank genome assembly.